Messenger RNA from Hyaloperonospora brassicae, 1890 nucleotides. The record is from the annotation of a GenBank genome assembly. Lineage: Eukaryota; Oomycota; Peronosporomycetes; Peronosporales; Peronosporaceae.
AUGUCCUCUCCACCUCCGAAGAAACUGUUCGUCUUCGGUCUCGGCUACUCUGCAUCCCGAGCAGCUCGUGCGUUUCACGCUAUCGGGUACUCCGUCUCUGGUACCGUUCGGUCCGAAGAUGCCGCCACCCGCUUGACGCAACUCGACCCCAACGUGUUUCGAGGUCAGCCGUCUUCCAGUCAUCCUCAAAGCGUUUUCCUGUUUGACGGGACCACUUGGAGCCCUGACAAUUCAAUAGCGCCCCACGAAGCACUACGUGGGGUCACGCACCUACUCGUGUCUGUACCGACGGGGCACUCUGAAGAGGGUGAGGUAGACCCGGUGCUAAACGCCUUGAGAGCACCGCUCCUUCGAGCUACGAAAGACUCGAUCCAAUGGGUCGGGUACCUGUCCACGAUUGGAGUGUAUGGCGAGACGAACGGUCUUGAAGUUGACGAGUCGGCUCCUGUGGGGUCAUCGGUUCCUAGAUGUCAGCUGCGGAUCAAAGCUGAACGCUCGUGGCUCGAGUCAGGACUUCCAGCCCACGUGUUUCGAAUUGCAGGUAUCUACGGCCCCCGUCGAGGCACAGUCACAAGAGCACGAGUGGGAGCGGCCACGAGGAUCCACAUACCCGGUCGAAAAUUCAACCGGAUUCAUGUAGAUGAUAUCGUCAACGUCCUGCUGGCGUCAGCGGCGCAGCCAAAUCCUGGACGAAUCUACAAUGUCUGCGACGACGAACCCGCUCCAGCAGACGAAGUCACGGCUUACGCUUGCGAGCUGCUGAAUGUACACGUACCUCCUCGACUGUCGUGGGAAGAAGCGGAGAAGACUAUGAGUGCAAUGGCCAAGAGCUUUUACGCAGAGAGCAAGAUCUGCGCCAAUCGUCGGAUCAAGGACGAGCUGGGUGUCAAACUCUAUUACCCGACGUACCGUGAGGGAUUCCUUGCUCAAGUCUUGGAGGAAGAUAGCGAAGCUGGUAGUGACGUUCUAUUUCCGGUUGUUGGCAUGGCUUCGGAGCGGCUGGUAGUGCUCGUGGACUUUGGUUCAGAGCAAGCUGAGGCGUAUCUAGCCCUGCGACAAAUUGGUUUCCAACUAAGUCGAUUGAUCUGCCAGCCUGUAGUGCCUUGCAGCUUUCGCUUUUCGGAUCACAUUGACCCAAAGCAGUUGAACGACCUCGAAGCGAAAACGUUCGAAAUGGUGCUGAACGAACACCUAGCUUGUCGUGGACAGAAGGCCAGUGAGGUUGUUGUACUACCGCUGUUCUUUGGAAAGAGCUGCUGGCUGACGGAAUUCCUCCCAAAGACGAUCGCGAAAGUGUGGGCAACAGCGAUACCAGUUCCCUCGAUGCCGCUCACUGUUCGUGUUGGUACCUGCCUUGUUGACCAAGAGAACGUAAACGAUGAUCGGGUUGCUCAGAUCCUCUUGGAGCGUGUUCGAGCUGACGAGGUGGACUGGGAUACGACAAGUACAGACGUAUCUGUCGUAGUAGUGGACCAUGACACACCCAACGAAGACGUGCACAAGGCACGCGAGCUCGUUGCUCAGCAGCUCCGUAGCCAUUUGAUGACAAACGAGCGCGUCAAAGUGGUUGACUCCGCGCAUGUGGAGCGUUUUAGUCGUAUUGUAGGUCCGAAGUCUGAUUUUGAUGCACCGCUGCUCGACAAAGCUCUCCGUCGACUUGCCGUGGAACAGGGCAGCAUCGUUGUUGCCAAGAUGAUCAUUUCGAGUGACUGUGGCCCUGGCGAAGAUGACGACAUUGACGUUGUCGUCGACGACUUCAGAGCGGCUAAUCCGAGCGUGUCCAUUUUUGUCACGGAGGCUCUUAAAACGCACAAGCUGCUGUCUGAGAUAUUGCGGGACCGCUACCACAAUGCUCUGUCCAAUGAGACUCCUGAGCAUGUGUUGCCCUAG